Vidua macroura (Pin-tailed whydah) is the source of this 4705-nucleotide messenger RNA. RefSeq names its product aquaporin 4 (gene AQP4). The coding region runs from base 10 to 981 and encodes 323 amino acids. The transcript is spliced from 5 exons. The record is from RefSeq and is a predicted model, not a curated record. Gene Ontology annotation, biological process: transmembrane transport. Gene Ontology annotation, molecular function: water channel activity. NCBI's taxonomy places the organism in Eukaryota, Metazoa, Chordata, Aves, Passeriformes, Viduidae. Gene Ontology annotation, cellular component: basolateral plasma membrane; plasma membrane.
CGGAGAGGCAUGAGCGACGGAGCGGCCGCUCCGCGCCGCGGUAAGUGUGGACGUCUGUGUAAGUGUGAGAGAAUUAUGGUCGCGUUUAAAGGAGUCUGGACUCAGCCCUUCUGGAAAGCCGUUUCGGCAGAAUUUUUGGCCAUGCUCAUUUUUGUCCUCCUCAGCCUUGGCUCCACGAUCAACUGGGGUGGAGCAGAGAAGCCCCUGCCUGUAGACAUGGUCCUUAUAUCCCUCUGCUUUGGACUCAGCAUUGCCACCAUGGUGCAGUGCUUUGGACACAUCAGCGGAGGCCACAUCAACCCUGCUGUGACUGUGGCAAUGGUCUGCACGAGGAAGAUCAGCCUUGCCAAGUCCGUCUUCUACAUUCUUGCCCAGUGCCUGGGAGCCAUCGUGGGCGCGGGCAUCCUUUACCUUGUCACACCGCCCAGCGUGGUGGGAGGCCUGGGAGUCACUGCGGUACACCGAGAUCUUUCUGCUGGGCAUGGACUCCUGGUGGAAUUGAUAAUUACAUUCCAGCUGGUUUUUACUAUUUUUGCUAGCUGUGAUUCAAAACGAAGUGAUGUUACUGGUUCAGUAGCUUUAGCAAUUGGAUUUUCUGUUGCAAUUGGACAUUUAUUUGCUAUCAAUUACACCGGUGCCAGUAUGAACCCAGCUCGAUCAUUUGGACCUGCUGUCAUUAUGGGCAGAUGGGAAAACCAAUGGGUGUACUGGGUGGGACCAAUAAUCGGAGCAGUCCUUGCCGGUGCUCUGUAUGAGUACGUCUAUUGCCCAGACGUUGAACUCAAGCGCCGCUUCAAAGACGUCUUUGGUAAGGCUAGCCAGCCCUCCAAGGGCAAGUACAUCGAGGUGGACGACAACAGGAGCCACGUAGAGACCGAUGACCUGAUCCUGAAGCCUGGCAUAGUUCAUGUGAUUGAUAUCGACAGGGGUGAUGACAAGAAGGGAAGAGAUCCAUCCAGCGAGGUGUUGUCUUCUGUAUGACUAGCAAGAAGCACUGAAAGCAGAGAGCAGCCUGCUAGCACGUCCACAGAUAUCCUUCCACCCAUUAAAGAAACAGAUCUCCUCUAGACUGAGCACCUUCCACUUCUUGAAAGGUAUGGUGUGGGCAGCUGCAUGGAGUGGUGUCACCAAACCAUAUGCCUGCUCAGUUGGAAGAUUAGGACUUUUCUAUAAUUAGGAUUCCCCUUCUACUAUUCCAAAUUUAGACUUGUUCCUAGUAUUUUCCUUUCCUUCUUUCUGAAGCAACCCUAAAGUCAAAAAAAGAGAUGAAAGCAUUCUCCUUUAAUAAAGCAGUCAAUAAUGAGAUAAAGAUAGAGAUGUGUAACAUCCAGAUUGACAGUUAAGACAUACCAGGAAAUGCCUAUAGACAUGAAGACCUACUUAUCAGAUUGUUCUUCUGACACUUAAUUGGCUGUUGUCAGCACCGAUUAUAACAUCUUACCCAUUAAGCCUUCUCUGCAAGGUUCACAGACAGCACCAGCACUAUUUAAGAGUUUUAUCCACAGUCAAGCAAAGGAGUAUUGUUUCCACUCAUGUACAUCACUAUUGCCUUGCAGACUACCUCUGAAAAAAUGAUACUUUAACAGGCUUUUAAGAAAAAAUUCUAUCAACCCAUCAAAUUUCACUCAUUGAUUCACUGUAUAAAUACAUUACCUUCAUCCCCAAGAGUAAAUAUGCAGAAAUGGAAUGUUGAAGUGUAGGGUAAUAAGGCUGCAAAGCAGUUGAUUGUACUUCAUGCUCCCUCUUGUCACUGUCUAUCUGGUGAAACAUUCUCCUGGGGUUUGACUAUUGACCAUUCAGUGUUAGCAGACUCUCAAGGUCAUGCAAAGAAUAUAAAGGCUUUCCUGUUACUUAAUAACUUAAAUAAGAGAUAUCAGAAGAAAAGAAGGCAUAUCUGUUUUCAGUGCACUUGUUUGAAUACACAUUUCUGUGCUAAUUUAUGUAAACUAAAGGUUUAAAUUACUUACCUAUUUUCUUACAAGAUGGUUGGAGAUAGUGGGGUUUUUUUAAUUUAUUAGUAAUAUAGAGGGGGUUUAACUUUUAACUGUAUUGAGACACUGAUUGGGAAAUAUUUUUUUAUAACAGAUGCUAAAAAUAUGACUGCUUCUGGCUUUUUGUUGUAACUGAUACCUAGCUAUUUGAACAGGUUCCCUGCUUAUUCCAGUGUUCACAUAGUCAAAAACUACACCUCUGGCAAAGGUUUCUUUAUCUGUUGGUAGAAAAAGGUUCAAGUGCUUGCAGGGUGUUUUAGGGGCAAAAGAACAUGCAAUAUAUUUGGUAAACAGUCUUUCCCCUAUAGAGGUUUUUGCCAGACAUAAUCACCCCAGUAGAACAUUUCUGUAAAGCUCUUACUGACUUACUGCUUUUGUUUCUGAUCAGUGGCUUUGAGUUUUACAAUAUGCAGCUGCAGACCAGUCAGGAGCAUGGUAUUAUUACCGUAAUUAUGUAGUUUUUGUUUUUAAAUUGAAAAGCUAUCCCUGCUUAUUUAGCAAUAAGAGAGGAAAAAAAAAUAGUCCUGACUGUGGGCUGUAUUAGCCUCAUCUGUUCUUUGACAUACUCUACAUGCAAUCUUUAUUACAGGGAAUGAGAUGUUUCUAAUGAGAUAAUAAACCACUACAACCCUCAAAUCUGUGCACUAUGAUCCAAGGGCAAUUCUAAUAUCCCAGCUUGCAGCCUUGUAGAGUCCCAGCAUGUCCUUCUUCAAGUUUCACAUUUUUCUUGUCUUAAUCCCUGACUGUGUGGUGCAAGUUCCCUGCACUGAGCAUGAGAUUCAUGACUCCUUUAUGCAUUUGCAGUUGAGUGUGGCAGGGGACCUGCAAUGGACAAUGUCAAAUUGCAGAUUAGAGCUCCUUCCCAGAGCAAGGACUAAGUCUCCCAAGGGACAGGCAGCACAGGUGUGGUGUUAGACCUCUGCUCAGAUGGAUAAAUACCAUGAUAAAGAGAUUCAAUGAGAAAGAUCAAAACUUACUGGGGGAUUUGUCUAGGCAGUUAUUUGGGCUUUUUCUUUACAUAGUUCCAAACUAUAUUUGUUAAAGGGACACUUUGGUUAAACCUUUUGCAUGGCUUAAAAAGGUAAAGAGUAAUACACAUAGAAUUGGUGGAUUUUUAAGCAAAGGUUUGCAUUUUUUGUACUUAAAGACACUCCUUAAUUUGUGAAUUUUGCAUGGUACUGAGUUAUUUAAAUAAGAAGCUGUGAUUUGUUUUAUGCUUAAGGGUCCUUUACACAAAUGGCUUGAUGUGUGUUUUCCUCACCCAGCCUGAUUCUGCUGCUGAGGUGAGCAUAAUGUGAGCAUAGCACCAGCCACCUCUGUUAGAAGGAUCUUUUUCCUGAAACACUCUGUAUUAAUGAACUGUGGCAAACACUCAGAACCAGCCCCCGAACCGGCAGAGCUUCUUAUUGAGGAUAAGAUCCUGACACUUCUUAAAAGAUCAGGGAAAAGAAGGGAUGCUAAAAUAGAGGCCACCUGAUAGUAAAGGUUGCUUCCAUGCCAUUAGACAUUAGCAGGUAAGCAAUGUGUGGUAGGUCUGCUCCUGAUCCCACAGAUUAAAACUUGUGGAGGAGUUUGUCAUUGACUAUGGUGGAAAUGAUCCUGAGCUCUUUUGGGGCCUGAUGGCUUCUCUGACACACUUCACUGUGUUUUUUCUAAAAUCCGAGGCUUUCAGCAAUGUGCUUAAUUUUGGAAGAAAAUGUAUGCAACUUGAGGUUUAUGACCCACCCUAAAGUAAAUCCUUAGCAGUGGCUGUAAUCACAGGUGGUUCUGUCCCACAACAUUCAUAUAAGGGAAUAUCACUCUUCAACAUCUAUUAGGACUUAGUUUAGCACAGGGAUAUGUGCUCCUCUAAGCUGUCUUGCAAUGGUAUCAGCACUGUACAAUAGUCAUGCUUGGUUAAAUAAUAGACUGGCAUGACCUUUUUAUGGAUUCAAGAUGCUUUUGGUUUAGUAGCUUUUUUAAACACAUACUUUGAUACUGUUUGAGUGAGAUUUGUGUUCUAAAGCUCUUCAGCUCUACACUGCAUCUCAUAACAUACUUGAUGUUCUCUUAAAACAUUUCUUGGUUUUGGUGGGAAUUUUUUUUUUUAUGAUUGUGAAUGGAAAUCACAGGAAGACUGGCAGGUCUGUCAUCAUUUUGGGGCCCCAAAAAACAGGAUGAGUCCCACUCCUCCAUGAUAGCACUGUUGUUUUCCAUGCUAUAUUUGCACUUUAACAAGCACCUUCAUAAUAUUAAGUCACUGGGUUUCAGAAAAGAAAGCAUGGAAGCCAAGGGUGAUUCCAUUGAAGCACACAAAUACCUUUUAGGCUGUGUGUACUCUGAGGAGUUCGUCACCCAAAUUCUAGCUAUUCUCAGGAAAAAAAAAAAAAACAUGAAGAAACCUUGCAGCAUUCAAGUUAUCAAGUCAUGAUAAUGCUUCUGUUAAAGUGUUCCACCUUUCAGUGGAAGUAGGAGUGAGAUUCAUCUCAUGCCAUGUUUAGGUUUGUCACAUAUAUUUUCAUGUCAGCUUUUCAAAAUGUGCUUUAUUUCUUAUUAUUAGUAAUUACCACAGUAUGUGCUUAGAAAGCUAGAUGGCUAUCUACCUUUCUAGUGCUUGAUGGCAGAGCAGCUGCCACUGUGCUCUGAAACAUCUUAUCUGCUGGCUGUGUAACACAUUCAGGAUAUUAUACACCAUCCAAUAUUUUAAAUCUUAUUAAAAUAUGUGAGAAUUUUCA